AUGCAGGACCUCAACGCACCCGUCGGCCAAGGUGGCCCCAAUCCUAAUGGCCCCGGCCGUUUCCAGGGCCAUGCUUCCAAGCCCUCCAAUAGCGACACUGGUUUCUCACAUGGCGCCUUCACCUCGAACAUCUCGGGCUUUGCCGACCGCCAUCCUCGCCGAGGCAAUGUCCCUUCGCUGAACACGCAGGCCAUGGGCCACCAGAACCAGCCGGGUUCUCCCUCCAAUGCCGGUGACCUGGCCAGUCCAGGCACCGCUUUUGACAUGCAGUUCACUCCUCUUCUCCCGUCCCAGCUCCUUCUCGGAAGCCCUUUCCAGCCCGGGAGCCCCGCUGCCUUUGGCAGCCCGCAGUUCCAGAGUCUGCCAGGAUUCCAACAGGCCGGCCAGCAGCAUGGGGGCAACCAGGGCCACAGCGGCGGAGUCUCGAGCCCUAUUCAGCAGAGCAUCUCUCCCCAGCCGUACCAGACGAUGGUGUCUCCUUCGACCUAUGGAGCACCGCAGUUCUUCCCUCCCCAGUCGCCCACGGGGGGCUUCAAUAUGCAGGCUCCCAUGCAGCCCGCGUCUCCCGUGUCCAUGGGGUCCGGCGUCGUAACCGGCACCAGCCGCACAGUGUACCUCGGCAACAUCCCUCCUGACACGUCGGCCGAGGAAAUUCUAGGACAUGUCCGCAGCGGACAGAUCGAGUCUGUGCGCCUUCUGCCCGACAAGAAUUGCGCAUUCAUUUCGUUCCUCGACGCCAGCUCCGCCACCCACUUCCACUCGGAUGCCAUCUUGAAAAAGCUCUGCAUCAAAGGUCAGGAUAUCAAGGUUGGCUGGGGCAAGCCAUCCCAGGUCCCUACAUCCGUGGCCCUGGCUGUACAGCAGUCUGGCGCGUCUCGCAAUGUAUACCUGGGGAACCUCCCGGAAGACAUCACCGAUGCCGAGUUGCGCGAGGACCUGGGCAAAUUUGGCGUCAUUGACACUGUCAAGAUUGUCAGGGAGAAGAACAUUGCGUUCGUCCACUAUCUCUCCAUCGCCAACGCCAUCAAGGCUGUCUCUCAGCUCCCCCAGGAGCCGAAGUGGCAGGCACCUCGUCGUGUCUUCUACGGCAAGGAUAGGUGCGCCUACGUGUCCAAGACACAGCAGCAGAACGCCGCCCAGUACCUGGGGAUCGCCCCUGGAUAUGCGCACAUGUUGACCGGGGCCGAUCGCGAUCUAAUUUCUAACGCCCUCGCCCAGCAGUCCGUGGCCGCCGCGGCCGUCGCCACCACUGCUGGAGGCAUCAACAACUUGGGAAACCGCACCAUCUACCUGGGCAACAUCCAUCCCGAGACGACCAUCGAAGAGAUUUGCAAUGUGGUCAGGGGCGGUCUGUUACACCACAUCCGUUACAUCCCCGACAAGCAUAUCUGCUUCGUCACCUUCAUUGACCCAACUGCGGCCGCUUCUUUCUACGCCCUCAGCAACCUGCAAGGCUUGAUGAUUCACAACCGACGACUCAAGAUCGGCUGGGGUAAGCACUCCGGUGCGUUGCCCCCGGCCAUUGCCCUUGCUGUAAGCGGCGGCGCCUCCCGCAACGUCUACGUUGGCAACUUGGAUGAGACAUGGACCGAGGACCGUCUGCGUCAGGACUUCUCUGAGUUUGGCGAGAUCGAACUGGUCAAUACCCUCCGGGAGAAGAGCUGCGCAUUCGUGAACUUCACCAACAUUGCCAACGCCAUCAAGGCGAUCGAGGCAAUCCGCGGCAAGGAGGAGUACAGAAAGUUCAAGGUCAACUUCGGCAAGGACCGCUGCGGGAACCCGCCUCGACAGAUGCAGCAGAAUCAGUCGCCUCGAGGCGACGGAGUCUCUUCCCCCCCGCCCAAUGGGUCGCAGAACAGCAGCUCCCCGCCGAAUGGCCCUCAGCAGUCGGCCGUAUUGUUCAACGCCAACAAUAACCCGCUCACCAUGUACCUCAGCCAAUUGUCCCAGCAGGUCCAGCACCAACAGCACCAACAGAGCCAACAGCAGCACCCAAUGCACAUGCAGCAGCACCCGCUCUUCCACGCAGCACAGGCGUCGCCCAAUGAUCUGUCUCUUGAUGUGCCGCAGCAAGGCCACAUGAGUGGUCACGGCCAAUCCGCCAGCAUCUCGAAUGGGUAUGCUGCCGCGGCCGCGGCCGCCUCGGGUGCAACCACCAUCGGCGGUUUGCUCGCUCCCGGACCACGAGGUCAGCACAGCCGUGCGGUCAGCCUUCCGGUUCUGGCCCCUGGCUUCGAGAACGGCGGCAAUAGCCCCGGCAGCGUCCCGGGCAGCAACGGAAGCGAGGGUGAACGUCGCGGCCACCACUACCAGGCUAGCUUUGGAGGAAUGGGGGCCGGCGGCUUUGGGCUGGCUAUUCAGGGUGGACUCAACGGAUGGGUUGAGGAAGAGGUGGCCAACUAA
This is a messenger RNA of Purpureocillium lilacinum, 2403 nucleotides long. RefSeq lists its product as uncharacterized. The record is from RefSeq and is a predicted model, not a curated record. Lineage: Eukaryota; Fungi; Ascomycota; Sordariomycetes; Hypocreales; Ophiocordycipitaceae. Gene Ontology annotation, cellular component: cytoplasmic stress granule. Gene Ontology annotation, molecular function: mRNA binding.